CAAAUUGCAAUCCCCAUUUCAUUUUUCCUUGCAAAUCGCAAACAGCAAACCCUAGUAAUGGCUCGCACAAAGCAGACCGCCCGCAAAUCUACUGGUGGAAAGGCGCCGCGUAAGCAGCUGGCGACCAAAGCCGCUAGGAAAUCCGCUCCGGCCACCGGCGGAGUGAAGAAGCCCCACCGCUUCCGCCCUGGCACCGUCGCUCUGCGUGAGAUUCGCAAGUAUCAGAAAUCUACGGAGCUCUUGAUCCGCAAACUUCCGUUCCAGAGACUUGUUCGCGAGAUAGCGCAGGAUUUCAAAACGGAUCUGAGGUUCCAGAGCUCUGCCGUUGCGGCGCUUCAGGAAGCAGCCGAGGCGUACCUCGUCGGGUUGUUUGAGGAUACAAAUCUCUGCGCCAUCCAUGCGAAGAGAGUGACUAUUAUGCCCAAGGAUAUCCAGCUGGCCAGGAGAAUUAGGGGUGAGAGAGCGUAGUUCUGAGUUUGACGUUAGGCUGGGAAAUAGGUGGUUGCUAGUCUUUGAGGAUUAUUCGAUUCCAUCUGUACUGGAAUUCUUUGUUUAAUGAAAAUCAACGAAUGAUUUUUGCUUCA
Molecule: messenger RNA, 584 nt
Organism: Salvia hispanica
Lineage: Eukaryota; Viridiplantae; Streptophyta; Magnoliopsida; Lamiales; Lamiaceae
Product: histone H3.2
Cellular component (GO): nucleosome
Molecular function (GO): protein heterodimerization activity; structural constituent of chromatin; DNA binding
Source: RefSeq, a predicted model, not a curated record